AUGUUCCUGCAGCCGCGUGCGAAGGCGGUGCCCAGACCCUCGGCUCUCGUGGGCCCUCGCUCGCUGGAAGUGCCGUGGCCGAGCAAGCUAUGUGCUGCUCGUAGGUCCGUUCCAACCCCCUUGGAACUCUUCGAGCGGCUGGCAGACAAGCUGGGGGUGCCGACAGGGCUGCGCUACGGCCGCUAUCUUCUGGCAUGUUAUUGGGCGAUGCCAACCGGGAAGUGCAACCCAGAAGCCGUCGACUGGUCCGACUUGGUGGCUCUUGCUCUAGUCGUAGAGCAUGCUCCGGUCGAUACGGAUGAUGUGAAGCGAUGCCUACUUCUAACUGAAGAGCGUCUGGUGUAUCAUUGGGACGUCAAGAAGAUUGGCCGCAUCAUACACGCCUGGUCCAUUUACCGUAGGGCUACCUAA
This is a messenger RNA of Symbiodinium sp. CCMP2592, 411 nucleotides long. NCBI's taxonomy places the organism in Eukaryota, Dinophyceae, Suessiales, Symbiodiniaceae. The record is from the annotation of a GenBank genome assembly.